Danio rerio (zebrafish) is the source of this 2373-nucleotide messenger RNA. It is a transcript of the gene crx, whose product is annotated as cone-rod homeobox. The record is from RefSeq and is marked provisional. Gene Ontology annotation, cellular component: nucleus. NCBI's taxonomy places the organism in Eukaryota, Metazoa, Chordata, Actinopteri, Cypriniformes, Danionidae. Gene Ontology annotation, molecular function: DNA binding; DNA-binding transcription factor activity, RNA polymerase II-specific; DNA-binding transcription factor activity. Gene Ontology annotation, biological process: tube development; regulation of DNA-templated transcription; retinal pigment epithelium development.
GCUCAUAGUGUCCCGCUCCUGUCCGGUCUUACCCAAGGGACACGCGCCUUUACCAACGCCAAAACUCUGACCAAGAGCCAGCAACUUUUGUGCAUAUAGACAUUUAUUUGUUCUUUAACUCACAUUAAGGGUCUAUUAUUGGAUAUUUAGAGCGAUAGUAAUGGUAGAUUGGUAGUUAAACUUGGGCAAAAGUGUAAGCUUAUUGAAGACAGCGAGUAGCGCGCGCGCGAGCAUCUACAGGUGUUUGAGGAGCACAGACACGCGCCAGGCGCGAGCACAGACACGCGACCCCCGACCCGUAAAACAGCGUCGCAGAGAAAAAAGAGAGUGAGAGAGGGGUGAGAGAGGGAGGGAGAGAGAGAGAUAGAGAGCAAUAGAGAGAGUGUGCGAGAGACGCGGCCGUCCCAAGAAUGAUGUCCUACAUAAAGCAGCCCCAUUAUGCUGUGAACGGGUUAACACUGUCCGCCUCAGGAAUGGACCUGCUCCACACCGCCGUCGGCUACCCAGCCACUCCGAGGAAGCAGCGUCGAGAGCGCACCACCUUCACUCGCACCCAGCUGGACAUUCUGGAAGCUUUGUUCACCAAAACACGCUAUCCAGACAUAUUUAUGAGAGAAGAGGUAGCUCUGAAAAUCAACCUUCCCGAGUCCAGAGUUCAGGUGUGGUUUAAGAACCGCCGUGCUAAAUGCCGCCAGCAGCAGCAGCAGACCAGCGGUCAGCCCAAGCCCCGUCCCCCCAAAAAGAAGUCCUCCCCUCCCCCUGAUCUGACCUCUGACCCUGGCACUAGCUCCUCGGUGGUGGCUGCCCCGACCCCGACCGUGCCCCCUAGUGUGAGCGCAGGCACAGCACCAGUUUCUGUAUGGAGUCCCACUUCUCUUUCCCCCCUCCCUGAUCCACUGUGUGGUUCAGGCACCCCCUGCGUGCAGCGUCCUGCUCCAUAUCCCAUGAGCUACGGUCAGCCCUCUUCCUACAGCCAGGGCUAUGGCUCCUCUCCUUACUUCAGCGGAUUGGAUUGCAGCCCGUACCUUUCUCCCAUGACCACCCAGCUGUCAGCAAGUGGAGGCGCCCUCUCCCCCCUCACCGUGCCCUCCAUGGGCGGCUCGCUCAGCCAGUCGCCCUCUCUCUCCUCCCAGGGAUACAGCACUGCAUCGUUGGGCUUCAGUUCGGUAGACUGCCUUGACUACAAGGACCAGCAGGCCUGGAAGCUCAACUUCAGCACUGUGGACUGCCUCGACCACAAAUUCCAGGUGCUGUAGAAGAGAAAGUGAGAGAGAGAGAGUGAAGCGCAAGAGGGAAGGAAAGAUGCGUGAAGAAGAAAUGAUGCAGAACUAUUGCCGGAGACAUUGUGAUGAUGAACAGGACUGAAUCAGCGUGAUUCAUGUGAUCUCAGAGGUGAAAAAAGGAGCACCCAUUUUGGAACAGGUGAAGACUGUUCCUCUGUAAUCCAGAUCUGCUCUGUGAUUGGCUGAGAUUGAAGGGACUCCUCAAGUCUACUGAUCAGUCAUCGUUAUUAACCAUUUACCUCACACAUUCACACACCAUUGACUACCUUUCACAAUGCAUACACACAAACACACAUUGGUAUUAAUGGUUUAUAAGGACAUGCCAUUGGCAUUAUGUAUUUUAUACAGUUAAAACCAUUUUUAUAUGAGCCCACCCCUAAAUCUGACCCUUACAGGAAAUCUGUGGCACAUUUGAAAUGUCAAUUUAAGCAUUUUGAAUUACAAGGACAUAAGGAAUGUCCUCAUAAACCACAGCAAUGUUGUAAUUCCUAGGUCAUACCCAUGUCAUUAUACAUUUCUGUCCUUGUAAACCACACAAACCAGUACACACAGAAACAAAGACAUGCACAUAACUGGAGGGGAAUCUGUGUUUGUUUGUUUGUUUGUUUUUUGCAGACACAGUUAGCUUAUUGUUGGACAAAGUUGUUAUUUCUACUUUUUUCAUGAGUUUGGUUUGGUUUGUCUGUACUGGGAGACAUUAGGAGUUCUUGUGUCGUGCUUUUAGCUUGCUGUUAUUUAUGUAUUGUUAAAAUGAUGUUAACUUAUAACAAAUAAUGUUGUUUUCUGUUAGUUUGAGUUAAUCGUUACUAAUUAAACUUCAUUUAAUGGCAUCGUAUGCAUGCUGUCGACAUAUGUUUUCUAUUUGGGUGACCUUGUGUUGAAAAAUGUUGGUGUUUACAAAUGUCAUUAUGUUGCUUUGACUGAACACGUACAGAGGGGAGCUGAAGGUUUUCAUUUUUAAUUAGUAUUACUAUUCCAUUAAUUGUGGCUUUGUUUAACAACGUCUGUCUAACAAGAGUUGUCUGACUCGCUUCUUGUUGAUUAUGCAAGAUAAAGUAUCAAUGUAAUUAAUAAAAAACAUGGCUGGAAA